AUGACUUUUUCUUCAAAAAUCGAACCAAACCGCACCGCGAACACCUCUACUUUUAGGGGAUCCUCAAAUCCUACUGAUGCAGAUAAUUGGAUCCAGGCUAUGGAACGAGCAUUGCAGGCCCAACAGGUUCCUGAGGAGCAAUGGGUUGAAUUUGGAACUUAUCAGCUGCAAGGGGCACCAGAAGAUUUUGCCGAAUGGAAGUGUAUUAAGUAUGGGGGAGGCCUUCGGAGUGAUAUUCUGAGUUUUGUUGCCCCAGUGGAGAUCAGGGUGUUUUCUGAAUUGGUGAAUAAGAGUAGAGUGGCUGAAGAUUGUGUGAGGAAGGCAGCAGCAGAGAAAGAAAGUUUGAGGAUGCCUUUUCAGAGACCUUCAGGAAGGAACUUUGCUCCGAGAGGUAGGAAUUUUAAGCGUGGAGGCUCUAUUCCACAGCAGACUCAGGGUCAAGGUAAUUACAGAAGGCUGAAUACCAAUGUUAAUCAGGGAAGAAGGUUUGGGAAGCAGCCACAGCAGGAUCUGAAUUGUCAGAAGUGCGAAAAGUAUCAUCCUGGAGUUCCGUGCAGAUUAGGACUUGGAGUAUGCUAUUUCUGUGGACAGCCCGGGCAUAUAGCCAGUAAUUGCCCGGAGAAGAAGAAGUAUGAGACUGGUAGGGUGCAGCAGCCAGGGAGAGUAUACACCACUUCUACCAUAGGUGCUGAAGGAUCUGAGACACUGAUUAGAGGUAAUUGUGAAAUGGUUGGUAAAAUCUUAAAUGCUUUAUUUGAUUCAGGAGCAAGUCAUUCAUUUAUUGCAUUUGAAAAGGCCCAUGAAUUAGGAUUGAGAAUGGUGGUUUUAGGUUAUGAUUUGAAAGUAUAUAAUGCUACAAUGAAGCUAUGGUGA
Molecule: messenger RNA, 873 nt
Organism: Arachis stenosperma
Lineage: Eukaryota; Viridiplantae; Streptophyta; Magnoliopsida; Fabales; Fabaceae
Exons: 2
Coding region: 1-873 (290 amino acids)
Molecular function (GO): nucleic acid binding; zinc ion binding
Source: RefSeq, a predicted model, not a curated record